CGAAGGGACACGCGCUCUCCUCCUUUACGGCAGGGGUGCGCGCGUUUGCGACAGCGUGACGCCGGCAGAGUUUUGGCGGGAAAAGCGGAGCAUUUGGAUUCCUGUGGUGGCGGCCAAAGGACGACCUGCCGUGAUCCGUGGUGGAGUCAUGGCAGUGCCCUUUGUGGAAGACUGGGACUUGGUGCAAACCCUGGGAGAAGGUGCCUAUGGAGAGGUUCAACUUGCUGUGAAUAGAAGAACUGAAGAAGCAGUUGCAGUCAAGAUUGUAGACAUGAAGCGUGCCGUAGACUGUCCAGAAAAUAUUAAGAAAGAGAUCUGUAUCAAUAAAAUGCUAAAUCAUGAGAAUGUGGUGAAAUUUUAUGGUCACAGGAGAGAAGGCAAUAUCCAGUAUCUAUUUCUGGAGUACUGUAGUGGAGGAGAACUUUUUGACAGAAUAGAGCCAGACAUAGGCAUGCCUGAACAAGAUGCUCAGAGGUUCUUCCAUCAACUCAUGGCGGGGGUGGUUUAUCUGCAUGGUAUUGGGAUAACUCACAGGGAUAUUAAGCCAGAAAAUCUCCUAUUGGAUGAAAGGGAUAACCUCAAAAUCUCUGACUUUGGCUUGGCAACGGUGUUUCGGCAUAAUAACCGUGAACGUUUAUUGAACAAGAUGUGCGGUACUUUACCAUAUGUUGCUCCAGAACUUCUAAAGAGAAAAGAAUUUCACGCAGAACCAGUUGAUGUUUGGUCCUGUGGAAUAGUACUUACGGCAAUGUUGGCUGGAGAAUUGCCAUGGGACCAGCCCAGUGACAGUUGUCAGGAAUACUCUGAUUGGAAAGAAAAAAAAACAUACCUCAACCCUUGGAAAAAAAUUGAUUCAGCUCCUCUAGCUUUGCUGCAUAAAAUCCUAGUCGAGAAUCCAUCAGUAAGGAUUACCAUCCCAGACAUCAAAAAAGAUAGAUGGUACAAUAAACCACUCAAGAAAGGGGCAAAGAGGCCCCGAGUCACUUCAGGUGGUGUAUCAGAAUCUCCUACUAGAUUUUCUAAGCACAUUCAAUCCAAUUUGGACUUCUCUCCAGUGAAUAGUGCCUCUAGUGAAGAAAAUGUGAAGUAUUCCAGUUCCCAGCCAGAACCACGGACAGGUCUUUCAUUAUGGGACACCAGUCCUUCAUAUAUUGAUAAACUGGUACAAGGGAUCAGUUUUUCCCAACCCACGUGUCCUGAUCACAUGCUCCUGAAUAGUCAAUUACUUGGCACCCCAGGAUCUUCACAGAACCCUUGGCAGCGCUUGGUUAAAAGGAUGACACGAUUUUUUACCAAAUUGGAUGCAGACAAAUCUUAUCAAUGCCUGAAAGAGACUUGUGAGAAAUUGGGCUAUCAGUGGAAAAAGAGUUGUAUGAAUCAGGUUACUGUAUCAACAACUGAUAGGAGAAACAAUAAACUGAUUUUCAAAGUGAAUUUGGUAGAAAUGGAUGAGAAGAUCUUGGUUGACUUUCGGCUUUCUAAGGGUGAUGGAUUAGAAUUCAAGAGACACUUCCUGAAGAUUAAAGGGAAGCUGAGUGAUGUUGUGAGCAGCCAGAAGGUUUGGCUUCCUGCCACAUGAGAGAUCCAUUGGAUUCCUGAUGAAUGUAGUGCUGCUAUGUUGACAUUAUUCUUCCUAGAGAAGAUUAUCCUAUUCUGCAAACUGCAAACAAUAGUCUCUGAAGAGUUGACUUUCCUCUAGCCAAACAUUUUCCAAUUCUUUUUGCAUGUUCUUCAUACAAACAACAUCUAUAUCGUCACUGUAAGUAAAGCUUUGGGGAACCGAUGGAUAGAAUUCGUUAGAUAUUUCUUCAUCCUGUGUUUAGUGUCUAAAGACCCAUGUGAUGGAAACCAAGCUUUGGGGAUACAUGAGCUUACCAGCUUUUAUACCAAUGUAAUGAAAGAU
Lutra lutra (Eurasian river otter) is the source of this 1903-nucleotide messenger RNA. It is a transcript of the gene CHEK1, whose product is annotated as checkpoint kinase 1. Gene Ontology annotation, biological process: protein phosphorylation; mitotic G2 DNA damage checkpoint signaling. The record is from RefSeq and is a predicted model, not a curated record. The transcript is spliced from 13 exons. Gene Ontology annotation, cellular component: nucleus; cytoplasm; site of double-strand break. Gene Ontology annotation, molecular function: ATP binding; protein serine/threonine kinase activity. NCBI's taxonomy places the organism in Eukaryota, Metazoa, Chordata, Mammalia, Carnivora, Mustelidae. Bases 149 to 1579 code for a protein of 476 amino acids.